CUCUUCUCUUCGUCUAAAGGGUCGCCAUUCGUGAGUUUGUCGUGAGUCCGGUCGUUGCUCACGCAGCAGCGCUCCCUUCUCACAACAGACGUACACAUUGAACAUUACAACAACGCGGCCAUUUUGUUAGUCUCUCUCUCCGUCUCCAACACUCCAAACGCUUUCGGUUCACUCUCUCAUUCCCGAAAACAGUUUCGACUUGAGAGAUACGACAACAACAACAACAUGACUUGACCGUGAGGAAGUAGUUCAGUGUUGUGUGUGUCGACUGCCCUCUAUCUCCCUACUAUCAGUGUGUGUCUGUAUGGGUGUGUAGUGCGUGUCAUUCAGUCGAAAAUUCCAAUCAUCAACAACAACAGUGACAUUUCUCCAGUGUUGUUUCAACAUUUCUCACAGUUCUCUCUCUAGUUCUUCUCCCCCACACAGUUUUUCAUAACUUUUUAGAGGAAUUUCGUACGAAAAAACAACAAAAACAUUGUCUUUGUUGUUGAAUCAAAGUAGAAAAAAUUGGAACGCUGCGUUCGUCUCAGCGCCAUUUUCGCCAGCGCGGCAACCUCCUUUCCGUCUCUCUUUUUUUUUUUUUUUUAUUUAUUUUAUUAUUUUUUUUUUCAUUCUCUACCCGAUUCGUGAACACAGACAACGAGACCUCCCGUGUUAAGAGAGACAAAUUUUAAUCCAAUCGAAGUUUUUUUUGUUUUUGAGGGUGGGAAACCUUUGAAUUUUCACUGCGCGUUGUGUUUGUGUGCCUCCAUUUUGAAAUUCUACACGAGACUUUUGACGGAACAGAUUUUUUUUUUCGGUGAGACAAGGUGAACGGUGUAUCAGGAAUUUAUCGGACAUUAUCAUAAUAACCUGUUUUCUAGCCAAGAGGAAUUGGCCUGAAAAUUUUGAAAAGACAAACGAACGAAAAAAAACUGGUUCACGAUGAACCACAUCAUCGGAGUGAACCGGAAAUAUAGUGAACAAAAUUAUUAGUGCGUGUUUUUUUUUUUGCCCCAACUGCACACAUUCUUGAGGCCCCAGUUUUACCAGUUCUCGUUUUUUUUUCUUGUGUUAAUCAACUUCUUCCACACGAGAAAAAAUUUGAAUAUUUUCUCUUGUUGUGGGAGUUUUUAGCCCUUGACUGCCAAAUCAAAUAACAACAGCCCGGAGUCGUCAUGGAAACUUCAUACAGAGUAGGCCAUUCUUGAGGCGGGAGUAGCAGUGGUGCGGCGCGGUCGGCCGGAGGAGGAGGCCGGGCAACUCGGACGAAUACGACAGCUCAAACUACUCAAGGGGCCAUCUAUCGGGCAUCGAUGGCUGGUGGAAGUGGUAGUGGCGGAGUAGGAGGAGGAGGCAGUGGAGGAUCUUCUCGGAUUGCAUCCCACGUUUCACCGCCUCAUCUGGCCUCCUAUCAAGCGUCAACCACUGGCUCCUUCCCUUACGGAGCCGGCGUGGGAGGAUCCAACAACAGCAGCAACAGUAGCAGCAGCACGGGGACCGGCAGCCAAGGCUACAGCAGCUCGACGAGCGGAGCUGGCGGAAGUGCGGGAGGUGGUGCCAAUUCGAGCCCAACGGCGGCCACCAGCACUACCAACAACAGCGAUCAACUGUCGAGGACCAACCUCUACAUCCGCGGUCUGACACCCAACACCACCGACAAGGAUCUGGAGGAACUGUGUCGCAAAUUCGGCACCAUCAUCUCGACCAAAGCCAUUCUCGACAAGAAUACCAACAAGUGCAAAGGUUACGGUUUCGUUGAUUUCGAGUCGCCAUCGGCGGCCGAGUCGGCCGUCAAAGCCCUGCAGCUUCAAGGCAUUCAAGCGCAGAUGGCGAAGCAACAAGAACAAGAUCCCACUAAUUUGUACCUGGCCAACCUGCCGGCCCACAUUACCGAACAGGACUUGCACGACAUGCUUUACAAGUACGGAACUGUCAUCUCGACUCGGGUGUUGCGUGACGGCGGAAGCCAGAGCCGAGGUGUCGGCUUCGCCCGGAUGGAGUCCAGGGAGAAAUGCGACGAAAUUAUCAGCAUAUUCAAUGGCAAAUUGCUGUCCGGCUCGACGCAGCCGUUGCUCGUCAAAUUCGCCGACGGCGGCAACAAGAAUAAGCGUCAGCACAAGACGCACGAUCAACGCUGGCGCGACGCGGCCGACGGACCUGGCGGUCUAUUGUCGGCUUAUGACAGUCCGGUACAUCCUAAUGGAUUGCCGGCCCUACUUUCUCACAUGCAGCUUGGACGUAAUUUCCCACACCAAAUGUCGCCUUUCCCCAUCGGGCCCAAUGGUGCCCCAUGGCUCGGACAAUACAUUGUCCAGCCGCCCAUGCAUCAGCAGAUGGAAAUGCUGACGUCAGGGAUGGACCCGUCGUUGCAAUACAUCCCGCAGUUGACCACCCACCUGUCCUCACUGCACGUUGGUAGUCCGGGCAAUCCGUAUGCGAUGGGCCCAAGUGGUCACGGCCACGGGCAUCAUCACCACCAUCACCACCACCAUAGCGCUUAUCAGGCAGCAGCACUUUACCAGGCCAGCCAACCGCAAGCGGCCGUCAUGGGUCCCAACUCACUCUCUAUGGCUCCUGAAUCCGAUCCCUCUGCUAGCGCCACCGCCUCUCCCGACGAGCCCUUCUCCUACGGAGCCAUGUGAGAGGUGAUUUAAAACAAAACAAAAAUGGAUUUUUAUUUUUGGACAGAAAAAAAAAGAAAAAUACCAAAGGGAAUUAAAAUCAAGAAAUUUGUGAAAUGUCUGGCAGCAGCGGCGCUCUCUUUUUUUGGACGGUGUGUGAGCGUCGAUGAAUACGGUAAAGAAAUCGGUGAGCUGUGUGGUGUUGUUUAACCUGGACCCAUUUUUUUUUUCUCUUUGGGGAGGGGGGAUUUUUUUUUUUUUUUUUUUUUUUUUAAGAAUUUAUGUUUUCAAAAUGCGUUUCCUUUUUUGUUUUUGCGAUAGGUUUUUUUUCCCUUUUUUUUGUUUUAGGUAGACAUUCCACACAGACACACACACACACAAAUGUGCUUUCCCCCUUGCGUAACCUUGUCGUCUACACCUCCCCUCAUUUUUUUUUUCAUGUAAAUAAGGCGAUGCAAAAUCUGUUUUUCGUGGGGAAAACAAAUUUUCCAGUCGUUUUGGAACCCGGUAGAAUUUUUCUAAUCAUCAUCGCUAACCUUCUAUUUCGUAGAGGUACCUGUUUCCUUUCUCUCGUUCUCCUACUUCCCUCUAUUAAACAAAAAAAAAAAACGGCUAAGGAAAUAAUUGGUGAAUGAAGUGUUACCGGGAAAAUGGGGGGGGGGACAACAAGCGAUCCGUCGUGCAGAAGACAACAAUUUUAGUUUAUUGAGUCAGAAGAUUUACACACAACAAAUGGGGAAAAUAACAAAAAAAAAAAAAAAAGAGAAAAGCGUCUGCCAGCCAAUGAUGUGCCUUUUUUAAUGCCACUCCCCAUACCUUCCUUACACACACACAAUCCCGAUCAAAUCGCAAAAAAGGGGGAGACAUUUUUUUUUUAUUCCGUUUUUUUUUUUCUUUUUAAUUAAUAGUUUACGAAAAAUCAUGUUCCACUUUUUUGUCCUUGCAAUUCGUGUAGGAUUUCUGUGCUUUUUUUUGUGUUCCAAAACUUGGUAUCAAUUCCUGUUGAACCCGUCGAUUUUUGUUUGUAGAUUUGGCGUAUUUGCUGGAACCAAAAAAAGGGGGGGAGGGAUAAAGAAUUUUUUUUUCACGAAACCCAAAAAAAAAAACUUUAAAAAAAGAAAAAAAAAACCUAAAAAAAAAAAAUUACAAUUUUUAAUUUCUAAUUAUGUUAAUGUGGGAAAUCCUCCAGUUACUAAAAAAAAAAAAUGUGGGGGACACAAAACAGCAAAGUUACCAAAAAUAUUAAAAAAGGCAAAAAAAAAAAAAAUUUACCUGGAGCUGAUAGAAUUGAUGGGACAAUUUCCAUUUUGAAUCCCCCCCUCCCAUUUUCUUUGCCUCCGUUUGUUCAAUUUCCACAGCAGAAAUGGAAACAAAACUCUGUUCUCGCUCGCGUUUGUUCAUUUUUGUUUUUCCCUCAUUUUUCUUUUUCAGGUGGUUUGUCAAUUCCGUUAAAAAGGGGGAGGAGACUUGAUUUUUGUGUCCAUGAUUUUUCAGAAAAAGGCGAUUGUGUCGACGUACAGUUAGAUUUUCAAUGUUUUUAUGCGGUGAUUUUGAAAGGGAUUGUCGUUCAUCGUUCGACGAUGAACAAAUACGGAUCGAAGGAAUCGGAGCAAAAAGUACAAAAAAAGAGAAAGAUUAGAGAGGGUAAAACACAAACCAACGUAACACUCCCCCCCCCCCCAUUUUUUAACCCGACAUAAAGGUGGCGUCAUUAUUUUCAUUCAAAAAAAAAAAAAUUAUUUCAUUCGGAUUACAAACUACUCCCUUAAUUAUUUUUUUUUUUUGGGUUCAACACACACUGCCGUUAUUUCAUUUGUUUCUAUUGCGUCAUUUUUUCCUGAAAUAGCCAUUAUUUCCAAACGAUCUUUUUUUUUUUUAAAAAAAACUUAUUUAAAGAUGAUGGUUAUAUAAUUUUUUUUCCUCCUCACUUUCCUCCUACGUCACUUCCGCCACCUCUUUACACAUACCUUCUUAAAAAAAAAAGCGGAAACAACAACAGAAAAAUGUGUUUCAUGCAAAUGGGGAAAAUCAGUAAUUGUUUUUUUUUUUUUUUUUUUUUGAGGUUUCAUCUGGUAAAAAAGUGCGUGAGCGCUGUAUGCAAUUUUAAAUUGUGUCGCCUCCAAAAAAAAAUGUUGACUUCGUUUCAUUUCCUUUUCUAAAUUAAGUUUGUCGUUAUGAAAGAAUGUUUGCACCACCUCGCUCCCUCCCUUCUGUUUUUGCUUUCUUGUUGUUGCUAAUUGUUAAAUUCGUUCUUUUUUUUUUUUUUUUACCUGGCAAGGAAUUAGCGAUCAAAUUUCGCGCGGUUUUGUUAUUUGUUUUGAAAAAAAAAGGAGAAGGAUUUAAAACAAAAAAAAAAUGGGGAAUUUAAAAAAAUUUGUGAAAAAAAAAAUUGUUUGUUAAAUUGUUUUGUUUCGUGAGUGGGUCUCUGAUGACAUCCUUCGGAAUGAAAGAUAAUUUUUCGUAGAAUUUUUUUUUUUUGUUUCUCGCCUUCACGCGGGAGUGAGAGGAAAGACGGGAUGAAAGAUGAGCAAAAAAAACAAUUUCAAAUUUUUUGAUUUCACACGUGUUGUUGUUAUUGUUGUUUUAUUGUCCUCGAAGAAACGCUGCUGCCCGUGGGCAAGAAAAUUCAGAGUUUUAAAAAAAUAGAAAUUAACAAAGUGCAGAAGAAAAGUGAAAUCUUGUGCGUGUAUGCGUGUGCCCCCUCCCACCACACCCUCCCGAAAGAAAAAAGAACGAACGUGUUUGUUGAAAAUUGUUGAAUUUUUGCCCCCCUCUCUUUGUUCACUUUCAUUUCAUUUUUGUCGAUUGGGUAUGGAUAAUUGAGAUGGUUCGAAAAAUUA
Molecule: messenger RNA, 5443 nt
Organism: Daphnia carinata
Lineage: Eukaryota; Metazoa; Arthropoda; Branchiopoda; Diplostraca; Daphniidae
Gene: shep
Product: protein alan shepard-like
Exons: 7
Coding region: 1296-2624 (442 amino acids)
Cellular component (GO): nucleus; ribonucleoprotein complex; cytosol
Molecular function (GO): poly(U) RNA binding; mRNA 3'-UTR binding; poly(A) binding
Source: RefSeq, a predicted model, not a curated record